Rotaria socialis is the source of this 585-nucleotide messenger RNA. The record is from the annotation of a GenBank genome assembly. Lineage: Eukaryota; Metazoa; Rotifera; Eurotatoria; Philodinida; Philodinidae.
AUGUAUUCAUUUAUUGUUCAAAGUCUCAUAUUACUGCUGACUAUUUCGGCUACGUUUCAGGCUGAUAAUACAGUUUUAUGUUUUCAAGCCGCCGCCAUUCUUAAGUGUCCGUCUAAAAGCUGCAGUGCAAUCGGGUAUGUCAGAAAUGAAGUAAGCUAUCCAUCCGAUUGUUUUGUUAUUGGAAAAGAUCCUGGUUUUAAUUCGAAAUAUUAUCGUAUCAAUUUACUCGAUGGAGGCUACGGCUACUCAGUGGCUACGUGGAUACCUCAAGAUGAGCAUUUGCUAGCCACCAUUCUUCAUCCACAACUCAAACAUUUCGACAAAAAUCUAACUGAUAAAACAAGAGCAAUGCAAUUACUUCAAAAUGAAAUUGAAAAACAUGCAAAUCGAAAUAAAUUGUGUUCAUUUUCAUCUACAUCCAAUUCAUCGUCUUGUACACCAAUUAUCUUAUCUCUUCCAGCAUGCUCAUCAGAACAAACAACAACAGAAACAAAAAAAAGAAUCUCCCAUCUUUAUGUUUCGAUGAUUCUCGAUCACCAAUAUCCACCGUCAAUGAAUUUGCUUCAUGAAUGUCUUCGACUUUAA